Molecule: messenger RNA, 1911 nt
Organism: Xyrauchen texanus (razorback sucker)
Lineage: Eukaryota; Metazoa; Chordata; Actinopteri; Cypriniformes; Catostomidae
Product: probable G-protein coupled receptor 34
Exons: 2
Coding region: 59-1042 (327 amino acids)
Biological process (GO): G protein-coupled receptor signaling pathway
Cellular component (GO): membrane
Molecular function (GO): G protein-coupled purinergic nucleotide receptor activity
Source: RefSeq, a predicted model, not a curated record
UCAGUCAGCCAGAACCCCUCUUGGCGUGUCUAUAUUAAAGUGUCUUGGGGCUGUCACAAUGUUACAGGAAGGCAAUUUAACCACCAAUGAAUCCUGUCAGAUCCAUGAUGGCAAAAUAUUGUCCUUUUUGUCCAUUGGCUACAUUGUCAUCUGUUGCAUUGGUCUGCUGUGUAACACCGUCACCAUCUACAUAUUCUUCCUCCAGCGGCACACAGACUCUUCCAUGGCGGUCUACAUGCGUCACCUUGCCCUAGCCGACAUCCUCCUGGUCCUAUGUUUGCCUCUACGGGUCUACUACCACAACAAAGAAGGUCCCUUCUACCUGUGCAAAGUGGUUGGUGUUUUCUUCUACAUUAAUAUGUACGCCAGCAUCCUGUUCCUCAGCCUCAUUAGUCUGGAUCGCUACUUGAAAAUUAUCAAGCCUGUUUGGGUGUUCCGCAUCCAGAAGACGAGAUGGAGCCAAAUGGCAAGCUACACCAUUUGGGUGGCGCUUAUUUCAGGAACAAGCCCAUUCCUCACCAACAACAAUCAGAAACAUCCAUGCGACAAGUUCUGCUUCCACUUCCACAGCAAUGGUACUCUUGGUGGUGUGAUUAAUCUGACUACAGUGGUGCUAUUCCUUGUUUUUUACCUGGCUUUUCUUUGUUUUUAUGUGAAGAUUACUAAUAAACUCAGGACUAUGUCCUUGGGUAAUGAUGAUCCAAAGGCACAAAGUCGCAAAAAGAGGGUUAUCAUGAAGACUAUCUUGGUACCUGCUAUUUUUACUUUGUGCUUCUUGCCUUACCAUGCAGUAAGGAUUCCAUACGUUCUGGCUCAACUGGAUGUGAUCGGGGAUCAUCAAAUCCAACAACUGUUGCACAUCUUAAAUGAGAGUACCUUGCUACUGUCGAGUGUAAAUAGCUGCCUUGACCCAAUUGUCUAUUGUCUCUUAUCCACUGCAUACAGGAAAACCAUCCUGUGUGCCAUCCAGGGAAAGUUUAAAAGCAUGUAUGCUUUAAACAGAAGAAGAAUCAGCAUUAACAAUUCACUCACUGAAAUUUAGACAGCUUCAUGGAUGGCUUUAUAUUAUUUGUGACAUCAACUGAAAGCAAAGAUAGUACAUUCAACACAAUCAGUUCUGAGGUUUAAAUGAUGUAUGUUGAUUUAAGUUUAUGUAAAUUAAAUACUUUAGAAGACUUUCUUCACUCUCAGAAAAAAAAAAAUACUUUUAUUGGUGCAAGGGCCAACACUGGGGUGACACCCUCAAAGGGACUUUUUCUGUACCUCUAAUUAAAAUGUAUAACUCGUUUGGAUACAUACUUGUACCAUUGAUCAUUAAACCAUACCGAGCUUCAUGUAUUUUGCAUGUUGUUAUAACCACAUAUAAAUGGCUUAUAAUGCAUUUGUAAAUAAAUUACUAGUCAUUAAUGAACCCCAUUAUAAACCCUUAAAAAUGGGAACUUAAAUAUAAAGUGUUAGAUUUUCUUAAUGAUUGUAUUUAAUUUAUUUAUGCCUGUUAGAAAGAACAUGAAAAUAAGAAAUUUACUUUGUAAAUUACGUGAACGUCCUUUCGAUGUCACAGCUCCCCAGUGGUAUACACAAGCACUUGUGCAUUAUGAGUGUUACCCAAUUUGUGGUUUGUGGAACUAUAGAAGUGUCAACCACAUUACAGACCUCUGCAUCUAAAAAUGAGCACAAUGUGGGUAAAUACAGAUUUCAUAUCUAAAUUGUGAAUAAAAUGUACAUGUUAUGCUGAGAAGAUAGAUGCACUUUGUAUUAAAAUGUUACUUUAAAAUGAUUUAGUGAAAUGUUGGAUUAGAUUAUUAGAUACAUUAGCCGUGUAAUGUUGUGCAUUAGCAAACAUAUUCUAUAAAAUUAUGCAAAUCUUUGUGUUAUAAAAUGCAUUACUGCUUUUAUGCUUUAUUCAUACUA